Molecule: messenger RNA, 1256 nt
Organism: Malurus melanocephalus (red-backed fairy wren)
Lineage: Eukaryota; Metazoa; Chordata; Aves; Passeriformes; Maluridae
Product: mitogen-activated protein kinase kinase kinase 15-like
Exons: 7
Coding region: 88-903 (271 amino acids)
Biological process (GO): cellular response to stress
Molecular function (GO): MAP kinase kinase kinase activity
Source: RefSeq, a predicted model, not a curated record
UCUGAAGAACUGCAGCUUUCAGUGGACCACAUCAAGCAGAUUAUUGGGAUUUUAAGGGACUUUAUCCACUCUCCUGAGCAGAGAGUGAUGGCUUCUACCAUAUCCAAGCUGAAAAUGGAUUUGGACUUUGACAGCACCUCCAUCAAUCAGAUCCAUCUGGUGCUGUUUGGAUUCCAGGAUGCAGUGAACAAAGUGUUAAGGAAUCAUUUAAUAAGGCCCCACUGGAUGUUUGCAAUGGAUAACAUCAUCCGCCGGGCAGUCCAAGCUGCAGUCACUAUUCUUAUUCCAGAGCUUCGCACUCACUUUGAGCCAGCCUCAGAAACUGAAGGUGGGGACAAGGACACGGAUGAGGUGGAGGAGAAUUUGCAGCCCUUGGAGCCAAACGGGGCUGAGGACGCUGCUGUCACCUCGGGGCUCAGCACCCUCAGCUCUGGGCUGUCACACCACGCUCAGCAGCAGCUCAGCCAGGAGCUGGGCACACUCCAAUGUGGCACUUUAAGGCUUUUGGAAAACCUCAUUCAGAAGGAGAAAGAGUAUCAGAGCCUCUUACGACAAUCUUUGGAGCAGAAGACUCAGGAAUUACAUUUGCUUCAAUUAAAACUUAAACCCAAAGACUCCCAAUGCUCUGCAGCAAAUUCUGGAGAAAAUGCAGACCCAGAGCUCAUGAACUGGUUGAAACAACAAGGAGCAGACUUGGAUACCAUUCAGAGGUUUGCUGAAGAAGAUUAUACACUGAGUGCUGUCCUUAAUGACAUCACCAAAGAUGACUUGUGGUAUCUUCAGCUGCGGGGUGGUGUUCGCUGCAGGAUCUGGAAUGCAAUCCUAACCCACAGACAAACAUCUGGCAACACCUCAGCACAGCUCAACGCUCUGGAACAACACCAAAUGGGAAUCAGCAAAUGAAAAACAUUCCCAGCACUUUCAUUAGGAGAUGUAUAUAUUUCUGUGUACAGUGGCCUUGCAGGUUUUGCACAAUGAUGUAGCUUGUUUGACCAUCAGUGUAACACAGUGAAUAAUAACAGCUUCUAAGUCAGUGUCAGUGCAUUUCAAUUAUUUAUGACAAGACUAAUCCAUACAAUUGUAAUAGAAAACAUUAGCUAAGAAAAAACUCACCUGAUUUGGCUUUACCAUUGUGAAAACUGUCAACUUCAAAUGUGUUACAGGUCUGCUGCUGAUGGUUUGAGCAGGGAGGGGAUGUGCUCAUUGUAGAUGGAUUUAUACAGCUUUUGUAUUAAACCUACUCUCACUGAGAAAAG